Molecule: messenger RNA, 2031 nt
Organism: Aspergillus pseudonomiae
Lineage: Eukaryota; Fungi; Ascomycota; Eurotiomycetes; Eurotiales; Aspergillaceae
Exons: 4
Coding region: 328-1893 (521 amino acids)
Source: RefSeq, a predicted model, not a curated record
UACUUUUGUUUCUAUUUUUUGUCUGAGAAACCGCCCACCAUUGGCUCCGUGGGUGGAUUUGAGGCCUUGAAAUUCAGGACAACCUCCCGUGGCGGGUGACGUCAUCAGCCCUAGAUGAUGACAUCGAGCAGAUGAUCUCCUGCACCAUUGGAAACUUCUUGCGCUGAUCGUCAUCGAGCCAGAUGCUACCAGAGAGCCAAAUCAUCUAGAUCAUCAACUUUCUCUAAUACUACUACUUCACUAAGCAAUUGACAAGCAAUCUCUUCAGAGUCUUAGCUCUACUUCCCCACACUUCAUCAAACUCAAUUCCAUAUCCACAUUGCAACCAUGGAGUCUUUCGACAAAGCCUGGCACACAGCCGCCGACGCCCUCAGGCACGACUACCGGUCCUCCGAACAGCAAUGGACCCAGCACGGCAAGGAGCCAAUCGCCGGAAUCCAAGGCAGAGGAACCGCUACUGAUCCUUACGAUGCUGGAAACCGUCUUGACCAACCCGGCGCUCCUCAAACCCAAGAGAACACAGCUCUCGUCCCUGAGGCUCUUUCAUCGAUUACUCCAGCCGACCGCUCCUCGAGUCUCAAGUCCAGCAACAGCAAGGCAGCAAGUGGCCCAGCCGCUAUGCAACCCGAGUUGAACCCCAUCGGCGAAACCGCCGCAAAGUACGAUUCCCAGCCACACCGAGUCCCAGAACAGAGGAGCCUGGGAUCCAACCUUGACCGUCACAGCCAGCCCUCAGGUCUCACCCACGGCCACAGUGAUAAGACUACUGGACUUAACCAGGGUUCCUUGGCUGGCGCUGGCGCUGGCGCUGCUGCUGCUACUGCUACUGCUGCCUCUGGUGCCGGAUCUGGACACAAGAUUUCCACAGGUGGUCUCGGAGACGCAACAGCCGCCCAGACAUCUGCUCUCCCAUCUGAUUCCCACCAACAUGGUCUCAGACACACGGGUACUCUUGGAGGUGCAACUUCCGCUCAGACCUCAGCUCUCGGAGCAGACACUACUCACCCAACUGGCCUGAGACACCCCUCUACUCAGAAGUCCGGUCUAGACAGGGGCAUCGAGACAUCUGGUCUUGGACACACCACCUCCAGUACCGGUCAGACUUCCCCUAUGAAGUCGGCCCUGGAGAAAGACGCCCAGGAAACUGGUCUCAGACAGCCAGCUUCUACGACCCACAAGCCUGUUUUCGAAAAAGACACACACCCCUCCUCAGGUCUAGAAGGACCCCGGAACCUGGGCCCUACAACUAGUUACGGAGGAAGUGAGACUCAGAUCCCCGACCGGUCUUCCCAGGCCAUUGGCACCCACACCUCUACCUCCGGUCUAGAGGGAUCCCGGAAUCUGGGCUCUACCACCAGCCACGGAAGCCAGGCCCAAAUCCCCGAUCGGUCUUCUCAGUCCAUCGGUACUGGCAUCGAGGCCAGACAGCCCAGCUCCGGCAUUACAAAGGAACCAACCAGUACCGAAGCCAGACAUCCCAGCACUGGCAUCGCUGAAUCCGCGCCCCAGAAAUCUAAGUCUAUCACCGAGCAACGAACCUCAAGCACGACAACGGAGGGCCAAAGCAGCACUCAGAAGGAGUCUACGUCUAAGCCUACCAAGAAGGACGAUGAUGUCGAGCAAGUCGGUUUCACCCCUAAGACUGACCAUGUGAGCAAGGAGGCUCUUCGUGGGCCCUCCGUUGCUGAGCCCAGAGAGCACUGGAAGCAGGAUGAGAAGGUUGCUAGGGCCGAGGAUGACGGUAAGCCUGCUGCGGCAGCUGGUGAGCCUGGCGGUAGCAACAAGCAUGAAUCCUCGGACAAGAAGCAUUCUAAGGAUAGUUCUCAUUCGGGGGGCACUAUGGCUCAUAUUAAGGAGAAGGUGGAAAAGGUCAUCCAUCCCCAUAAGUCCUAAAAUCUAUAAUUGGCCUGCAGAUUGUGACGUGUGAUGAUUGAAACUUGAUGACCCAUUUGUGUAUUGUUAUUCUCGCGGAUUGGUUUAGUGUAUAGUCUGUACAAUAGUGGAAGGUUCCUUCUAGUUUCUAAGUCAAGU